Eutrema salsugineum is the source of this 1143-nucleotide messenger RNA. Its product is annotated as 50S ribosomal protein L7/L12. Gene Ontology annotation, molecular function: structural constituent of ribosome. Gene Ontology annotation, biological process: translation. The coding region runs from base 137 to 787 and encodes 216 amino acids. The record is from RefSeq and is a predicted model, not a curated record. NCBI's taxonomy places the organism in Eukaryota, Viridiplantae, Streptophyta, Magnoliopsida, Brassicales, Brassicaceae. Gene Ontology annotation, cellular component: ribosome. The transcript is spliced from 2 exons.
GCAUAAUCUCUUUUGACUGUUUAGGGCAUCUUCCCCAGAUGAAGCAAAAACCCCAUUUCGUUGCCUAUUUCCGCGGUGAGAUUCCGGUGCUCCGUUUCUGGAAUCGGUGAAGAUACUAGAGCCUCGCUUGCUAAAUAUGAGCUUAAUUCUCAGAUUCCGUCAACAUUUAUCGAAUAGGUUAGCUCAAACCUCCAGAUUAUCACUUGUUUCUCGUAUCGGCGAUUGCCGGAGUUUCGGACAACCGGCGAGAAAAGAGGAUAAAGGAGAAGAAGAAGAAGAAGAAAUCGAUCAGAGGAAGCUCCCAACCGAUUACGAUCCAGCGACUUUCGAUCCAACAGAGCACCGUAGUCCUCCAACGGAGCGUGUGUUCAGACUCGUCGACGAGAUCUCAUCUCUCACGUUAUCAGAAAUCUCCGAGCUCGGUGCGAUCAUCAUGCAGAAGAAAGGAAUCACGGAGUUACCAACCGUCGCCGUCAUGAAACCCGGAGCUGCUGGUGCCGGGAUCGUCGGAGGAGUAGGUCAGGGACAAAGCGGCGGCGGUGGUGGAGCGAGUGAGGAAGCUAAAGCGGAGAAGACAGUGUUUGAGAUUAGGUUGGAAAGUUUCGAAGCAUCUGCUAAAAUCAAGAUCAUUAAGGAGGUAAGGAGUUUUACUGAUUUGGGUCUUAAGGAAGCUAAGGAAUUGGUGGAGAAGACUCCUUCGGUUUUGAAAGCCGGAUUGUCGAAAGAAGAAGGUGAGAAGAUCUUGGAGAAGUUGAAGGCACUUGGUGCAAAAGUUGUUUUGGAGUGAUAUCAAAUCAAAUCAAUCCAGAGUGGCAUCUUUGAACAUCGGGUUCGCUAAUCAUAAACCCUUUGAUGAAAGUGGACCAAGCAAAAAAGACAUACUGUAAGCAGAGCCAAAUUCUCACCGAAAGAUUGGGUGGUUCAUGACAUACAGAUUUCUGGAGAAACAAAAACUAAGUGACAAUUUCGGAUUCAAGACCCAAAGAUACUCGCAAAUUAUCUACUUACCAAGCAGUUUCAAAAGACGAGAAGACUAUUUCCACGUUGGUUUAGUUCUUUCUUUAUGUGGUAAAUGAUAAGGAACAGACCCAAACCUCUCUGUUUCUCUUAUACCCCACACUUGCUUCACUUGAACUUUCUGUA